Messenger RNA from Bursaphelenchus xylophilus (pine wood nematode), 2678 nucleotides. Lineage: Eukaryota; Metazoa; Nematoda; Chromadorea; Rhabditida; Aphelenchoididae. The record is from the annotation of a GenBank genome assembly.
AUGCAGGCUCAUAGGGCAGGAGUCUUUAAACAAGUGCAUAAAUCUCAUCGUGUUGGUAGGCAUCGGACCAAAAGAGAGAUCCAUCGAGAUGUAAAGGGUAAGAUAGAUUUUUUUUUGUUUUAUUUUUUUAGGUAAAAAGAUAACGAAGAAGGUUAACGGUGCGGGUGCAAAGUUAGCGAGAAUUAUUUCGAAUGUGGACAGAAAGAAUCAAAGGAAGCAUUGGAGAGAAUUUAAGAAUCAUCUUAUUCAAGAAAGAGCCAGACUAGAAGGAGGCCCGAAUAGAGCGCCGCAAAUGGUCACAGUUUUAUGUUUGGACGAUGAGUUGCUUGCUACUGAGGUUGUGGAUAAGUUGCUCAAAGUCGACGAGAGUGCAGUUAUUACUACGAGCGACAGAGCUGGGAUUACUUUUUUGAACUUGCCCAGAUUCAAAUCGCGUUUUGGCUUUUUGUGUCCUAAUCCGAAGAUGUUGGAAAGUUUAUUAGACGCCGUUAAGGUCUCAGAUGCCUUGUUAAUUGUUUGGCCUACAGAUGGGGAGAUGACUCCGGAACAAAUGGAAUUGCUCGAUAUUCUCCUUGCUCACGGUACAGCUUCUCCAGUUCAUGUAGUUGCAGGAUUGCCGCCAAACGGAAAACAAAGGGAGCAGUUACGGAAGCAGUUGGAAAAGAAGAUAAAUAAAUGGUAGCUUUCGUUUUUUUUGAGUUAUUUUUUAUGUUUAGGAUGUCAUCGAAACGUGGCAUUUCCUUUUUGGAUUCGGAUUCCAAUUCGUUGAAUCUCUUGAGACACCUUUCAACUCUCAAGAAAAAGACGCAUCAGAUUAGAAGACCAUUUUUGCUGGUGGAGCAAGCUGAGCUUGUAGAUGAUGAAAGUGGAAUUGGAACCUUGAAGGUAACCGGUUAUGUAAGAGGGCCUCCAUUGAAUGUCAACAGACUAGUCCAUAUCCAGGGCUGGGGAGAUUUUCAAAUCGAAAAGAUUGUGGAUGGGAGAGAUCCAAGGCCCUUGAAAAGAAAAGUGGUAAAUUUUUAACGAAUUUUUGUUGCUUCAUACCUAUUUUGGUAAUAGUGAUAUUGCUUUAGUACGAUCCUAACAGCAAGCCCGAUGUAAUAGCGGUAGCGGAUCAGGCCCUACAAGAAUCGUUACAGUCAGAAGUUGUUCCAGAUCCAAUGGAAUCGGAACAGCCCGAGAUUGAUGAGAAUCCACAAUUCGAUGGAGUUUGUAAGUCGCAUUGCAAUUAUAAUAAUUAUUUUUUCUUCAGUUAAAGUGCCUAAAUUGAAGAGAAAAGUGCCAGCUGGAAUGUCAGAGUACCAAGCGUCUUGGAUUAUCGACAACGAAGAUUAUGACGAUGACGAGGAGGGAGAAGACGAUGACGAUGAGGACCUGGAUGAAGAAGACGAGAGUGAUGAUAAUGACGGAGAUCGGUUGGAUAAAGAUAUGAAUCCAUUAGAAGAGGAUGAUGAGAUGGAUGCAGCCAGUGUCGGAUCAGCUAUGAAUGAAACUAUCUCCAUGGCUGGGAUAGAGGAUCGACCAGCUGAUGAAGAUGAAGUUAGGAAAUUCAGAGAAGAGAAUGAAGACAGAAAGUGGCCGGAUCAGAUGGAAUGCCCCAUGGAUCAGCAAGCUCGGGUCAGGUUCCAGAAAUAUAGAGGUCUCAAGAGUUUCCGGUAGGUCGUCCCCUCCAUGGUUGUUUAUUUUUUAGAACUUCUCCGUGGGAUGUUAAGGAGAAUUUGCCCAUUGAUUAUGCCCGUAUAUUCAAAUUCGCAUGUUUCUCGAGAACAAAAAGACUUGUUGUCAAGACUCAGGAAUCCGAUUACUCUGAUCAAAAUGCGAAUCAGGUGGCAAAGACGGGCUCUUAUGUUACAGUAUAUUUGAAGAAUGUCCCCUCACAUAUCUUGAGUAAGUUAAAUUGUUAACGAUUAUUUUUGUUUUAGACGAGAUUGACCCCAGAUAUCCACUGGCUUUGUAUGGACUUUUGAAGCAUGAAAACAAGUUCUCUGUGAUGAAUGUGGUCCUUAGAAAAUAUAAUGGAUGUAAAAUCCCCAUAAAGAACAAGGAAAGUUUGGUAUUCCAUGUGGGAUCAAGGAGAUUUGUGGUGGAUCCUAUCUUCUCAGAACACUCCACGGGAGAUAAGUUCAAAAUGGAGAGAUUCAUGCCUGAAGGGACUCCAUUCGUCGCCAGUUUCUACGGCCCGGUGACAUUCGGUCCCUGCCCAGUGUUGGUCUUCAAACGAGAUGUGGAUGGAAACGAGAGCUUUGUCGCAUAUGGGUCCGUUCUGAAUGCGAACCCAGAUCGUAUUGUCUUGAAGAGAAUCGUUCUAACGGGACACCCUUAUAAGAUCAACAAGAGGUCCGCCGUUGUCAGAUUUAUGUUCUUCAACAAGGGUGAGUCAUUAGCCAAUUAUAUUGUUUACUGUAACGCUGUUUUCAGAAGAUAUUGAUUGGUUCAAGCCGGUUGAACUCUACACAGAUAACGGUCACAGAGGUCAUAUCAAAGACUCCAUCGGUACCCAUGGUCUAAUGAAAUGUGUCUUCAAUUUACCCUUGGGCAAGCAAGACGCCGUAAAGAUGAACUUAUUCAAGAGAGUCUUCCCUCGAUGGACAUUCACCCCUCAUUUUAUUCAGAAGAAGUCAGUAUCACCAAUUGUAGAACUACCUACUGGGUUUUCAAAAGAUGUCGAAAUGGAGUAG